AUGGAAAGUAUUGAAGAGCAUAAUGAGCGGGAGCGGUUGAAGAUGAGACUAGCCGUGUUGGAGGAGAGCGUGCGGUCCAGCGAGGUGGAGUCCAAGGGAAGCCAGGAGACGGUCCUGAGGCUGGCGGCCGAGCUGGAUCGGGAGAGGAGGAAGGCCGCCAGCAGCUCGGUGGCGGCGGAUGCCCUCAAAGUGGAGCUGGAUGGACUCAAGUUGGGGCAAAGCGGCCUGGAAGUGGAGAUGCGGACACUGAUGGAGAGAUUGGAAGCCAGGAAGAGAGUGGCAGAGGCGUCCCGGCGGGAAUCGCUGUGUUUGGAGAAGCAGGUGGAGGAGCUCGAGAGGAACCUGCAGAUGAGUCAAAGAGAGACUCGGGAAGCAAAGGACAAACUUCUCAAGGUCUUCACCAAGGUGGCCUCCUUGAUCCACGGAGAUGCAGAAGUCACGGUCCAGACUGAAGACAAGGUAGACCAACUCUGCAGCAAGGCGGUGUCCGAGGUGGAGGCUCGACUACGUGACGUGUCAGAGGAGCUAAUUGAGGAGAGGAAGCAACGUCAGAACGUCCUACAGCGAGCCGAGCUAGCCGAGCAGCGAGGUUCAGAACUGAGACAGCGUCUUCAACAAACGGAGGCGGAGCUUUAUGCGGCGGACGUUCAUCAACACGGCCUGCGACUGAGCCGUCAUCACCACGAGGAGUUCCUGGACAGGCUGUCGGAGGCCGUGAAGGUGGACGCCAUGAUGGCGGACGUGGGCGCGGACAUGAGGCUGCCGCUUAUUAUGUCCCGGGUGGAGCAGCUGGUCAGGGGCGAAGGCGAUGCGCUGAUGGCGAGCAAGAGUCUGACCUUUAACCUGCAGCGUAAGUCCACAAUUAAUUCCAAGGAGACGCCUCUCCGUGGACUCCUGCGUCACUCGAUCUGCUACACGCAGAGAUAA
Molecule: messenger RNA, 927 nt
Organism: Doryrhamphus excisus (bluestripe pipefish)
Lineage: Eukaryota; Metazoa; Chordata; Actinopteri; Syngnathiformes; Syngnathidae
Source: RefSeq, a predicted model, not a curated record